Pteronotus mesoamericanus is the source of this 3156-nucleotide messenger RNA. It is a transcript of the gene MCF2, whose product is annotated as MCF.2 cell line derived transforming sequence. Gene Ontology annotation, biological process: dendrite development; intracellular signal transduction. The record is from RefSeq and is a predicted model, not a curated record. The transcript is spliced from 29 exons. Lineage: Eukaryota; Metazoa; Chordata; Mammalia; Chiroptera; Mormoopidae. Gene Ontology annotation, cellular component: cytoplasm. Gene Ontology annotation, molecular function: guanyl-nucleotide exchange factor activity; protein binding. Bases 1 to 3156 code for a protein of 1051 amino acids.
AUGCAAGACAUCGCCUUUUUGUCUGGUGGUCGGGGAAAGGACAACACUUGGAUCAUUACGUUUCCAGAAAAUUGUAAUUUCAAAUGUAUAUCAGAAGAAGUGAUAACAAAAGUAUUGACUUAUUUGACAUCUAUUGCAAGGCAAAAUGGAUCUGACUCGCAGUUUACCAUUAUUCUUGAUCGACGAUUAGAUACAUGGUCUUCUGUCAAAAUAUCUCUCCAGAAAAUCUCAGCUUCCUUCCCUGGGAACAUACACUUGGUAUUGGUUCUACGUCCAACCAGUUUUCUUCAACGGACUUUCACAGACAUUGGAUUUCGAUUUAGUCAGGAAGAUUUCAUGCUCAAACUACCGGUUGUUAUGCUGAGCUCAGUUAGUGAAUUGCUGACAUACAUUGAUGACAAGCAAUUAACCCCUGAGUUAGGCGGCACCUUGCAGUACUGCCACAGUGAAUGGAUCCUCUUCAGAAAUGCAAUAGAAAAUUUUGCCCUCACAGUGAAAGAAAUGGCUCAGAUGUUACAGUCCUUUGGAACCGAACUGGCUGAGACAGAACUACCGGAUGAUAUUUCUUCAAUAGAAGAAAUCCUUGCAAUUCAUACUGAAAGGUAUCACCUGUUGAAGAAUGAUAUUACAGCUGUAACCAAAGAAGGAAAAAUUCUGCUAACAAACCUGGAAGUGCCUGACACUGAAGAAGCUGUCAGUUCAAGAUAUGAACAUCAUGAACAAACAAGUGGUGACUGGCAAACUAUUAAUAAAUUGCUGACUCAAGUACAUGAUAUGGAAGUUGCUUUUGAUGGAUUUUGGGAAAAACACCAACAAAAAAUGGAGCAGUAUCUGCAACUAUGGAAGUUUGAGCAAGAUUUUCAAGAGCUUGCACAUGAAAUUGAACUUCUAUUAGCCAAACAAGCGGAGUUUGCAGAUGUCACAGGGAAUAUAGCUCAAAUAAAACAAAAAAUAAAACAGUUGGAAAAGUUAGAUGAAAAGUCUAAGGAUCUGUUAACAAGGGCCCAGCUUGUGAUUUUACAUGGACACAAACUUGCAGCAAAUCACCAUUAUGCACUUGAUUUGAUCUGUCAGAGGUGCAACGAGCUCCGUUAUCUUUCUGAUAUUUUGGUUAAUGAGAUCAAAGCCAAAUGGAUACAGCUCAGCAGGACCUUAAAAAUGCAUAAACUCCUACAGCAGGCUCGUCAGUGCUGUGAUGAAGGAGAAUAUAUUCUAGCUAAUCAGGAUGUAGAUAAGUUUCAGUCUAAGGAAGAUGCUCAGAAAACCCGCCAAGAUAUUGAACAUUUUCUUGAAACGGCUCUGCCCUUUAUAAAUUGUGAUCCGAAAACCCUACAGUAUGAAUUUGAUGUAAUUUUAUCUCCUGAACUCAAGGUUCAAAUGCAGACUAUACAACUCAAGCUUGAAAGCAUUCGAAGUAUAUUUGAGAACCAGCAAGCUGGUUUCAAGAACCCGGAGGAUAAGUGUGUGAGGCCAAUCCAGCUUGUGGCAUCUGCUUCCAACAAAGUGAUCAGAUUGAAAACACCAUUUACUUUACCUAAACCUGGGAAGAAGAGUUGGAAACAAAGUCAGAGGAACUUAAAAAUUGAAGUGGUGCAUGAUUGUCUGGAGAAGACAAGUUCUGGUCAAUCCUCCAGUUUGGACAAUAACAAUAGCUUGGAUAUUUUAAAGAACCAUGUCCUGAAUGAGCUGAUACAGACCGAGAAGGUGUAUGUUUGUGAGCUGUUUACUGUUUUGUUGGGCUAUAGAGAGGAGAUGGAUAAUCCAGAGAUGUUUGAUCUUAUGCCACCUCUCCUGAGAAAUAAAAAGGAUAUUCUUUUUGGAAAUAUGGCAGAAAUAUAUGAAUUCCAUAACAACUUUUUCAUGAGCAGUCUGGAAAAUUGCACUGAUGCUCCAGAAAGAGUGGGACUUUGUUUCCUGGAAAGGAAAGCUGAUUUUCAGAUGUAUGCAAAGUAUUGUCAGAAUAAGCCCAGAUCAGAGGCAGUUUGGAAGAAGUAUUCAGAAUGCGCCUUUUUCCAGGAAUGCCAAAGAAAAUUAAAACACAGACUUGGCCUGGAUUCUUAUUUACUCAAACCAGUGCAACGACUCACUAAAUAUCAGUUACUGUUGAAAGAAUUAUUAAAAUAUAGCAAAGACUGUGAAGGACAUGAACAAUUAAAGGAGGCACUUGACACAAUGCUGGAUUUACUGAAGUCAGUUAAUGACUCUAUGCAUCAGAUUGCAAUAAAUGGCUAUAUUGGAAACUUAAAUGAUCUGGGCAAGAUGAUUAUACAGGGUGCAUUCAGUGUUUGGAUUGGCCACAAAAAAGGUGCUACUAAAAUGAAGGAUUUUGCUAGAUUCAAACCAAUGCAGCGGCACCUUUUCUUGUAUGAAAAGGCCAUUGUUUUUUGUAAAAGACGUGUUGAAAGUGGGGAAGACUCUCUGAGAUACCCAUCGUACAGUUUUAAGCACUCUUUAAAAAUGGAUGAAGUUGGAAUCACUGAACAUGUAAAAGGAGAUAACCGCAAGUUUGAAAUCUGGUAUGGUGGGAAGGAAGAAAUUUAUAUUGUCCAGGCUUCGAAUAUAGAUAUGAAGAUGAUAUGGUUGAAAGAAAUAAAAAGUAUUUUGUUGAAGCAACAGGAACUUACAACAGUUAAACAUCAAGAGCAAUAUAAUCAGUUAACUGCAGAGGGCCAGCUUUCUUCUCAGCAGAAUGAUGAAAAGCAGCAGGGGGAUUGUAUAGGCCCCCAGGAAACUGAAUCAGAGCACCCCAGCUCGGUGGUGGAGGUCUGUAAGGCCAUCCCGGCAGUUGAGGCAGAAGCCAAUACUGUUUGGACUGCAGAAAUCUCUGAAGGGCCUGAGACAUGGUCCAACGACUAUUUCUACUCUUCCUAUGUUGACAAUGAAGAAGAAAGACCUCUAAUGCCUCCAGACAAAUAUAAAGCCCUAGCAGAUUGCAGGAAUAGAGGCUCAGAAGACCUCCUGAUUAGAAAUGGAGAUGUCAUUCAGCUUCUCCAUGAGGAUGUUGAGGGUCAAUGGUUUGUGAGAAAUCUAAACAGAAGAAAAAAAUGCCUGGUUCCAGGGAACAGUUUGCAGAUUUUAAUCGGUGACUAUAGGUUUCGGAAUGCCAAAGUUACAGAUGCUGCUCUGAGUAACUCAAGGAAACUAACUUCCCCUUGA